Moneuplotes crassus is the source of this 750-nucleotide messenger RNA. The record is from the annotation of a GenBank genome assembly. NCBI's taxonomy places the organism in Eukaryota, Ciliophora, Spirotrichea, Euplotida, Euplotidae.
AUGGAAGACACUCCAGUUGUAGACUCCCCUCCUCUUUCUUUGGCUAAAGAUAAGGAUUAUUGUUUCUUUGUAAGGCAUGGUCAGAGAGCUGACAAGUCAGGUGAUUCUUUUCACGGAGACCUUGAGAUUACUGAUUUUGGUAAAGAACAAGCAGAAGCCACUGGGAAGGUAAUUUUGCAGAUUUUGGAGACAUGUCCUGAUGCCAAAGUUAAGAUUGUUACAUCUCCUUUCCUCAGAUGAAUCAUGACUGCUAAUAUUAUUGCAAAGCAGAUUGGCACUACAGAGGUAAAUGUCGAGCCGCUUGUUAUGGAAGGUCUUUGGGACAAGAUCUUUGAGGAAAAACCACCAAUUGAUUCCUUCUUAUGAAGAGAACUAAGUAACCAAGAGUUUAGUGAUAGAUUCAUGGAUCCCUCAGUUACACUUAAUCUCCCUGACUCUGAAGAAUAUGAGAAACUUUCUGAAAGGUAUCCAGAGUCUUUAGAGCAGAUUUACAAGAGAUAUCAUGACUACAUGAGAGAGAAUAAUCAUAUUAACAUAAAGAGUGAAGCUCCUCAGGUUGUUAUUGCAGUAUCUCAUGCUUUGUCAGUUGAUUCUGUCAGAGAUUUUGGCAAUGGAGAGAAAAUAAUAGUUGAUUACUGUAGUGUUGGCUGCAUCGAGUUUGACAAAGAAAACAAAGAGAAUUUCUCACUUGCACUUAACGGGUAUCAAUCUCAUGUGAAGAGAGCCGAAAAAUUGAAUCAAAUAUUCUAA